Chaetomium globosum CBS 148.51 is the source of this 1710-nucleotide messenger RNA. RefSeq lists its product as uncharacterized. The coding region runs from base 1 to 1710 and encodes 569 amino acids. The transcript is spliced from 3 exons. Gene Ontology annotation, molecular function: protein binding. The record is from RefSeq and is a predicted model, not a curated record. NCBI's taxonomy places the organism in Eukaryota, Fungi, Ascomycota, Sordariomycetes, Sordariales, Chaetomiaceae.
AUGGAACCAUACGCCCACACGGCGGAUGAGAUGGAUGACAUGGUGAAUAAGCUAGGUCGUUUGAACUCGAGAGACUCCAGCUCGUCACGUCAUACGUCGUCAAUGGCAUCAUCAAUAGACGACAGGUAUGACGGCCGGCGACGAGUCCCAUCCGGCGGAAUGCCUGUGCCACGCACGCCUGACUCGCCGCGCUACCUUGGCCAAGACGACGUAUAUCGCAUGCCAACCUACGAGCUGGGGCAGCGACCCGCGAACUCGGUUUCUAUGCAGCCUCCCGGAACACCAAGGGCACCACAGUUUCACCGGAAAGAUUCGUACGCCUCAGAACGACGGCCAUCCAAGGGUUCCUCGGCCGGCUACAGCUUGUACCCCGCAGCCCCCAAACCGCCCAUAGCCAAGCCCUUGCCGCCGCUCCCCGUGCUGAACCGCCAGGGCUCGCAUCGGGCUUCAUCACAACCAUCGCUAGACGGGUCCGACCUGGGAUCUGGUGACACAUCCAGAUAUUCGCAGUCGUCGAGGGGGAGCACGUUGGAGCGGGUAUCCUCAUCCGGCAGUGCCGCGUCGCCUCCAGCCGCUCUGGGGCCAUCACCUGUCAUGCCUAGCGGCGAGUACCGUGCACGGCCGCAGCUGAUGCAGCCGGUGCAACCGGUGCAGCCAAUGCAACAGCAGCACGGAUCCUCGCCCGUCCACUUAGUACCGUGGAAACAACUCGUCGCCGUCAAGGACAAGCACCUCAAAGAACCCACCGUUUAUUUCUUCGACAUCUCCACCUCCUCCGCGACCCUUGCCAGCAAACAUGGCAACAACAUCAUCCGGAUAUGGUCCGUCGGCAGUGGCGAGGUGCAAAAUAACCUGAAGAUAUCCUGUUACACCAACGCCCAGCCCCGCUCGCGCGAGUAUUUCGUCCGAAGCCACGCCAUCCUCUCGGAAACCUCCAACCUGAUCGCCAUCGCCACCGGCUUCGGCGACACGCUCGAGAUCUGGGACUGGAGCAAGAAGAAGCGCCUCCAAACCAUCGACAACGCCAACCGCUGGGCCGCCGCCCCCGCCCCCCCCGGCCCCGACCACCCCCCACCGGAGCGCGAAACUCUCCUCACAGCCUGGGAGAUCCACGACGGCGCGCCCACCUCCAACACCCCCUACAAGGUCGUUGCCCCCUGGCAGCACGCCGAGCUCGACACCGCCCUGCCCUCCGGGCUCGCCACCUACGGCUCCGUCGCCGUCUCCAUCUGGAUCCCGGCCUCCUACCGCGCCGUCCCCAUCCCCGGUCGCGGCGGCUUCAACCUCGCCCCCGCCGCCGUCCACCACCGCCACGUCCUCGUCUGGGACUUUUCUGCGUCGUCGACCAAGACCUUCCGCAUCCCCAACGCUACCUCGUGCGUCUCGCCGGAUUGUCGCUUCGUCGCCUACUGUGAUGCGCGCGGCGUGGAGAGUGGGGCGCGCGGGUGCUUGGCGCUGGUCGAUGCCAUGACGGGACGGCAGUUGUGGUGCUGGCCCGAUCCAGGAAGCGGGGAUUGUUGGAUUCCGCGGAGGAUGCUGGCGUGCGGGCCGGCGUUGGGGGAUUUGAGUCUGGUCACAGAGAUGUGCUUUUCGGCGGAUGGCGGGUUUUUGUUUGUGGGCGAUGCGGAGGGGGGGAUUGGUGUGUUUGAGGUGAGGGAGGGGGCGCCUGGGAGUAGUGGCGGGGAGGUGGGGUUGAGGGCGUUGCGGUGA